AUGGUUAUGUAUUUAACAUAUUCAGUGAAUGUUAAUAUUUUAAUUAAGAAUAUCAAAAAAGAAAUCGAUAAAAUGAUAUUAUUUUUACUGGUAGUUUAAAAACAAGCUUUGGCUAAACAUUUGAUAAGAAAAAAGAUCAACUAUUAUUAAAAUAAGAACUAUUUGAAAAUUCUGAAAUGA
Molecule: messenger RNA, 180 nt
Organism: Paramecium sonneborni
Lineage: Eukaryota; Ciliophora; Oligohymenophorea; Peniculida; Parameciidae
Source: the annotation of a GenBank genome assembly